AUGGUUAUUUCAGUCGUUAUUGGCGUUUCAUUAAAUUUGGGAUGCUUUUUCUUCAAUAUUGACGACAGUUCAUACGAGCGACUUUCCAAGGACUUUUUUACUGAUGACUCAAAGCUCACGGAAGAUUAUUCAUUGAUCGAUCCAAACUUUCAAAAUUUUUCGAUGAGCUUUUACGACGCCGCUGUCAAAAGCUUGCUUAUGUUACCAAAUACCGUCGAUUUUAAAAAUGCCACGAGCAUUUUCGAUCUAAAGUACAAAAAAUACGAAGUAUACGAAUCAACAGAGAGAUUUCGAUGCUGCGUUGAUCUCCAGGAAAUGAACGAAAUAAUAAAGAGAUAUGAUAAAGAACUCGAGUCGUUUUUCGUGCCGAAUUGCACCGGCGACGAGUUGAAAGUCUUCAUCAGCAUCAAAACCACUCCUCUUAUCUGGCAGUUACUCGGUGAUAUCAAAUUUUACGACAAAGAAAUUAUGUCAUUCUAUUCGAUCUUCAAUGAUAUCCAUCUGGCUCCCCGUAACACUCUGCCAGAAAAUUGUCCCGCGAGCUUUCUCCUCUGUAACACUUCUUUCAUCGAUGAUUUUUUUGAAAAAGAGAAAAAUUUCUUGUCAAAUCAUUAUUCAAACCAAUAA
Molecule: messenger RNA, 627 nt
Organism: Oikopleura dioica
Lineage: Eukaryota; Metazoa; Chordata; Appendicularia; Copelata; Oikopleuridae
Source: the annotation of a GenBank genome assembly